UCUUGCGGAAGCUGCGGGCGACGUCACGACGCGAUCACGCAAGCCCAGAGUCACAUGAAUCGUUUCAUAUAGAAAAUGUUUUUUUGUGGUUGUUUUUAUUUUUUUAAUGUGAUGUAGCGACUUCUGGCCAUUUUUCCAGCUGAGAAAACUCUCGCAAGUGAAACAGAAACUGCAAUUUAAUCUGACGCAGGAGUUAGAAAUCGAACAUGGACGAGGACGGGCUGCCAAUUGUGGGGUCUGGAGUUGAUCUCACCAAGGUUCCUGCCAUUCAGCAGAGAAGGAUCGUGGCCUAUCUCAAUCAGUUUGUUGUCCACACGGUGCGGUUCCUAAACCGCUUCUCCACAGUCUGUGAAGAGAAACUUGCAAACAUAUCUCUUCGCAUACAGCAGAUCGAAACCACUCUGUGCAUUUUGGAAGCCAAGCUGUCCUCCAUUCCCGGACUGGAGGAGGUCACAAUAGAUGGAAUGAAUCAGCAGCAAACCACAGAGGCUAAUGGUCCAACAACUGCCAGUCAGAGCCAAACCGGCGGUCCACCAAGAGAGACUCUGCCACCCCCAGAGCCUGCUCCGACCGCACCAGAAGCUGCACCCACGCCGAAAGCAGAAGCAGCCGCAGAGAACGUCAUGACAGUGGCCAAGGACCCACGUUAUGCCCGAUAUCUGAAAAUGGUUCAAGUGGGUGUUCCGGUUAUGGCCAUUAAGAAUAAAAUGGUCCUAGAGGGUUUGGAUCCCAACUUGCUUGACACACCGGAUGCCCCGGUUCCUGACGGAGGAGCGAGGAGCUCAGAGGAUCAAGAUGUAGCCGCCACCAGCUCCGACAGCGAAUCGUCUUUCAGUGACUGACAUCUCUCCUGUGUCCUCCGCGCCAGAAAAGCUUCCUGCAAAGGCCGUCCAUCGCUGUCUGAGCUUCCUUAGGGCCGUACGCAGGAGAGGACACGUUCGCAGCGUGCCUGUAAAGGAGCGCCAGCCAGAAGGUGCAGGUGUAGGUGCCUGCAACAGAAAAUCUAACCAGAGUGAUUGUAAUUUCAGUCCAAAUGAGCUGAAAUGCUUCUCUUGUCGGUCAAUCCGAUCUCCAUGAGUUUGAUAUAUCAUAAGCAUUUUUGAUAAAUGAUUAUUCGUUUCAAAAGGAGGAAACAAUUUCCUCUGUUGAUUAUGUAAGAUGUAGUACUCGCAACGUGACGGUAGCAAGUAAUCUUUCUACGAAACCUAUCAAGUAGUAGUUGUAGGUCUUCUGUGGUAUUGACAUUAACCAUCACAGUCUAAUACCUUUAAGAGAUCACUUGGUAGUUCUGUCUCUGUUUGUUACAGGGUCCCGGUAAAUUUGGAAAAAAAAUAUAUGUCGGAUACUUUGGAUGAUUUAAAACGUGCUUUGUGAAUCUGUGUGUUGAGGCCAGGCAGGAAAAAUAUCACAACAAUCUUGUUCCAGCAUCAGUGCCCUGUAUAUCCCGUCGCCUCAACGGCCUGUUUGGCGUCAAUCGCAAUGGACUGCAAAAUAACGCAAAGUCACGUGAGCAUUUUUAGCCGGCGUCCUGGACGAAGUGCCCGUUUCUCUACAUUUCAAAGCAGAGCUGCCGUGGGCAAAAGCAGUGGCUUUUCUGUUUUCACAUAUGAGAAAUGCACAAAACAAAAGUAACACAACUUAUCUCUUAUUACCGGGUUUGGUAAACAAGCUGCUAGUGGAAGAAUAAUAUGCGUUUCCAGUGUUUCACCUUGUUUACUAUUGCAUAGAAGAUUAGAAUUUUCUUACUGAAGUGACCACGUCAGAAGAGAGACAACUUCAGUAGAUUCAGUGUAAAGCCACUGUUGCUGUAACAUGGUUGAUUUAGACAAAAUUAGUGGCUUUGGAAAGUAUUCAGACCCCUUCAGUAUUUGCACUUUAUUGUACCAUAGAUUUAGUUUUAAAUGGAUUAAUAUUAGUUUAUGGCCAUUAAUCUACAAACAGUAACUAGAAACUUUUGCACGAGAUUAAAGAUUCGAGAAUGAAAUCUGAGUACUUUCCAAAGCAGCUGUAUGUGUCUUGGAUUUAUGAUAUAAAAAUCAAUAAACGAUGAAUAGAAA
Molecule: messenger RNA, 2057 nt
Organism: Xiphias gladius (swordfish)
Lineage: Eukaryota; Metazoa; Chordata; Actinopteri; Istiophoriformes; Xiphiidae
Gene: washc3
Product: WASH complex subunit 3
Exons: 7
Coding region: 207-842 (211 amino acids)
Biological process (GO): exocytosis; actin filament polymerization
Cellular component (GO): WASH complex
Source: RefSeq, a predicted model, not a curated record